This is a messenger RNA of Sorghum bicolor (sorghum), 1686 nucleotides long. Its product is annotated as glycerophosphodiester phosphodiesterase GDPD6. Gene Ontology annotation, biological process: lipid metabolic process. The coding region runs from base 236 to 1411 and encodes 391 amino acids. Gene Ontology annotation, molecular function: glycerophosphodiester phosphodiesterase activity. NCBI's taxonomy places the organism in Eukaryota, Viridiplantae, Streptophyta, Magnoliopsida, Poales, Poaceae. The transcript is spliced from 8 exons. The record is from RefSeq and is a predicted model, not a curated record.
GAAUAUUCCGAGGCCGGCAGGGGCAGGGGCAGGGGAAGUCCAACUCUCCCUAGUCUCCUGUUUGUUGUAUAGCACGUAUAAGAAAGAAGCUGAGCUGAGCUGACCUGCCCAAGGGACUGCAUGCAACUGCAACAGAGGAGGUGGAGACACAAAGCAAAGCAAAGCCUCCUCAGACAGAGGGCUCUGCUUUGUAAACUCUGCUCCCAGCAGAGCCGGAGGCACAAGACAAGGGGCCAUGGCUUCCUUCUGGCACGACGUCUCUCUCAUUGUCCUUGUGCUCCUCCUUAUUGGGGUAUCCAAUUCCAAAGCCAGCCACAGCCAGCUGGAUGUGAACCACAAGAAGCCAAUACAGACGUUUAGACCUUACAACAUUGCCCACCGAGGAUCAAAUGGUGAAUUACCCGAAGAGACAGCGGCUGCCUACCUGAGGGCUAUCGAAGAAGGCGCAGACUUCAUCGAGACCGAUAUACUUGCAUCAAAGGAUGGACACCUCAUCUGUUUCCAUGAUGUAACGUUAGACGCAACAACUAAUGUUGCGAACCAUACGGAGUUUGCUGACAGGAAGAGGACCUAUGAAGUCCAAGGAGAAAAUGUCACCGGAUGGUUCAUUGUGGAUUUCACUCUUAAAGAACUUAAAUCACUGAGGGUGAAACAACGACUCAGUUUCAGGGACCAACGAUACAAUGGGAAGUAUCAGAUUAUUACUUUUGAGGAGUAUAUCUUGAUUGCGCUUUACGCUGACAGGAUAGUCGGAAUAUACCCUGAGAUCAAGAAUCCCAUCUUCAUCAACCAGCAUGUCAAGUGGUCGGGUGGAAAGAAUUUUGAGGAUAAGUUUGUGGAGAUGCUACUGAAGUAUGGCUACAAAGGUGAAUACAUGUCUGAAAAUUGGCUCAAGCAACCGCUGUUCAUACAAUCCUUCGCUCCAACUUCACUGAUUUACAUCUCCAACAUGACAAACUCUCCCAAACUGUUCCUAAUCGAUGACACAACAAUUCCAACACAAGAUACCAAUCAGUCAUACUACGAGAUAACUUCAAAUUCUUAUCUCACAUUCAUAAGAAACUAUGUUAUUGGGAUUGGGCCGUGGAAGGACACAAUUGUUCCUCCAAACCCAAAAGAUAACUGUUUAGGACAGCCCACUGAUCUCGUCGCACGAGCACAUGCUCUGAAUCUUCAGGUGCAUCCAUACACUUUCAGAAAUGAGAACCAAUACCUGCACUUCGAUUUCCAUCAAGACCCUUAUUCUGAAUAUGAGUAUUGGCUCAACGAGAUCGGCGUGGACGGGCUGUUCACUGAUUUCACCGGUAGUCUGCACAAGUACCAACAAUGGACUACACCAUACCAGAAGGAAAAGAACCCGGAAGCACUCUUGCGUGAGAUCGCGAACAUGCUGAAGAAUGAUGGCUACUGAGGAUAGGUUGCCUUUCAUUUUUCAGAUUUGUGUUAUUGCUUCCACCAUCAAGAGCGACGCACCCUUUUUAGUUUUCCACUCUCUGUAAUGCUAUUAGUAAAGCAACGGAGGUGCUAACAGUAUAGCAGAUAGUCAGACGAACAUGCAGCAAAAAUCUUUUUUUAGAACAGGGCUUUAUUGGCGUCUACUUCUACAGAAGCCUGAAUGGAGUAUACAAAUCUCACUGAUCCAAUUCUCUAUAUAUCUUGCUCGUAUUGCUGAGUUAUUUGCAUUAA